AUGUCGCAAGACACGGGUCUCUUUUCCGUGCGUCGACCCCGAGAGACUCUCGGUGUCAUGAGCUACAAUACUAGCAGUAUACCGCAGCCCGCAUCUGCUAUGAAGCGCUCGAACUCGAUGUCUGGACAAAACUACAAUGCGCCCUACACUGCCAGCCAUGUGCGCUCAAUGUCAAACUCGCGCGCCUCUCUGGCGCCAUCGCGACCAAACCAACCUCAAUUCCAGCGGUCAUCUUCAGGUUCAAAUCUGGCAGAACUCGGAAUAUCAUCCGUAAAGCGCACCUCGUUCCAGAACAGCGGAGGACGCAAGAGUUAUGCGCCGGCCGGUGUUAGUCGCGCUUCUGGGGAAGGUACUGAACGGAGGAGUAGUGUGUAUAGAUCAAGGACGUCUUCGAAUGGACCUGUAGCACACCAGAGCUUCUUUCAGCAAGUACCACAGCCAGCUGGUGUUCCAAAGGACCCCCGGCCCCUCAGAGAUCGAUCGUAUCAAACGCGAAUUCAGCAAGAGCUUUUGGAUUAUAUGCAGGGCAAUAACUUCGAUUUGGAGAUGAAACACUCAAUCACACAGAACUCGGUACGAUCACCAACGCAAAAGGACUUCAAUUAUAUGUUCCAGUGGCUAUAUCAUCGAAUUGACCCUAGCUAUCGAUUCCAGAGAAGUAUCGAUCAAGAAGUACCGCCCAUCCUAGUUUCGCUGCGAUAUCCUUUCCAGAAGAGCAUCACCAAAAGCCAACUUGCAGCUGUUGGAUCAGCAAACUCGUGGCAUCUCUUUCUUGGACUUUUGCAUUGGAUGAUGCAACUUGCUCAGAUGUUAGAUGGAUAUGCUAGCAAUCGAUAUGACGAUGCAUGCGCCGAGUCCGGUGUCGAUGUAAGUAGCGAUAAGAUAACUUUUGACUUCUUGAGCUCUGCCUAUCGGGAAUGGCUGUCCAUGGACGAUGAUGCUGGAGAUGACGACCAGGAACGAGUACUCGCACCUCAUAUUGAAGCGAUGGCGAGACAAUUCGACAACGCAAACUCAAAAUAUCUUGACGAUUUGCAAAUGCUCGAAGGAGAACAUCAACGCCUUGAGAAAGAACUCGAAACUCUCGAAAAGUCUGGAUCAGACGUAGCCACUUUAGAUCGUAACUUUAAGAUCAUGGAAGAAGACAAAGUCAAAUUCGAAGAAUUUGACAGUCGGAUGAACCAGAAAUCCGAAAAGUACGAGGCACGGAUACAAUUUUUACAAGAUGAACUCGACAAGGUCAUGCAAGAGCUGCAAGAAGCAGAUGAAGAGCGGUCGAAUUUGCAAAAGGCUGUUGAUGACCAGGGAAUCAAUAUGGCCGACAUCGACAGAAUGACUUCGGAAAGAGAAAGGCUGCAGAAGGGAAUCGAGUCGACCUCUCAGAGAUUGGAAGAGGCGAAGCGGAAGGUCAGCGAGAAAGAAAUUGAAGCCAGCGGGAAGCUUGAGGAAUUGGAACGCAUGGUGGAUAAGUACAAUAGCCUUGGAUACCAAAUUGGGCUAAUUCCAUCGACUGCGCCGAACGCGAAGGGCAAAAACUAUGAAUUGCAAGUUAUAGUCAACGAAGGACCCAAAUUUUCGUCGUCACAGAUGGGUACUUCCAGCAGUGGUGGUAAUGCAGACAGUGACAGGCUGUUGGCUGAUCCAGUAACGGGAUACCAGCCUGCCCAUAUCCUAAACCUAGAUCUACGGGGACAGGUCAAAGCUAGUUUCCUUGGUUUGAGGAAGGAGAUCUCUGAGCGACGUACUGUUGCGAUGGAUGAGAUGAUGAAGCAUCAUGAUUUGCUUGAUGGUAUCAAGGAGGCCAUUGAAGACAAGCGGGGCGAGGUCGAGGCAUUGGAGCACAGAGUUAGAGCUGCAGAGGAAGAAUAUGAGAAGACCAAAGAAGUUACUACGACCCAGAAACUAGCCUCCGAUACUCAGAUCGAGAAGAUGGAGAAGGAGUUAGCUAAGAUGAGGGCCGGUCUCACAGAAUCUGUGCAGUUGAUGGAACAGCGUGAAAUGAACACGAACAUCGAAUACGAACAACUUUCUCUCAAGGCCAAUGCACUCCGGGAAGAAUUGCAUACAGAAAUCGAGAAGAUGCUUAAUGAUAUCAUUAAGUUCAAGGUUCACGUGCAGAAAAACCUCGAGGACUACGAAGGCUUUGUUUCGGAUGAGGUUGAGCUUGAGCUUGGAGGUGAUGAGGUGAGGGAGGACACUCAAGAUGUAGACAUGAGAUAG
This is a messenger RNA of Lachnellula hyalina, 2220 nucleotides long. RefSeq names its product putative kinetochore protein (gene NDC80). Bases 1 to 2220 code for a protein of 739 amino acids. Gene Ontology annotation, cellular component: Ndc80 complex. The transcript has 4 exons. The record is from RefSeq and is a predicted model, not a curated record. Lineage: Eukaryota; Fungi; Ascomycota; Leotiomycetes; Helotiales; Lachnaceae. Gene Ontology annotation, biological process: attachment of mitotic spindle microtubules to kinetochore.